Messenger RNA from Silurus meridionalis, 2430 nucleotides. RefSeq names its product EGF-containing fibulin-like extracellular matrix protein 2. Bases 230 to 1549 code for a protein of 439 amino acids. The transcript is spliced from 11 exons. Gene Ontology annotation, molecular function: calcium ion binding. Lineage: Eukaryota; Metazoa; Chordata; Actinopteri; Siluriformes; Siluridae. The record is from RefSeq and is a predicted model, not a curated record.
CUGGGAGUGGGUCCACCAGCUUGUCUCACUCUGAACUAUUCAGACCUUACUGGAAGCACCUUAUUUGUCACAGGCAGCAGAAAGAGGCAGACCAAAGAGUCACAGGAAUAGAGGAAGAAAGAAAAACUUUAAAGAGAGAUCCACGUGAAGAAAUUUCACUGAUUGGUAUCCGUGUAAAAGUGCCCACACAUCUGCUUCUACAUUCAUCUGCACCUGAGUGUGUGCAAUUAUGAAGGGCUUGUGCUGUUUGCUGCUGUGUGUCAUUUUGGUCUUUCUGUCUGUGACAAAUUGUCAGUCACCUGCUGAGACUGAUACUUACACGGAGUGCACAGAUGGAUAUGAGUGGGAUGCGCAGAAACAACACUGUAAAGACAUAAACGAGUGUGAGACGAUUGCAGAACCAUGUCAGGGGGAGAUGAAAUGCUUUAACCACUAUGGUGGUUACCUUUGUCUCCCUCGCUCUGCCUCUGUCAUCACUGCCCCCGAACCCUCUGGCCAGUCAGAGUCAGGUCUUCCGGGGUUGUCCAGUGGGGCUUUCAACCCUUGUCCUGUGGGUUAUGAGGCCCAGGGAGAAAGCUGCAUAGAUGUAGAUGAGUGUGAACUGGAUAUGCAUGACUGCCUACCGAGUCAGCACUGCGUUAACACUCUUGGGACAUACACCUGCCAGUGUCCUGAUGGCUACAGAAAGUUAAACCAGGAGUGUGUUGAUAUUGAUGAGUGCAUGAACCGCUACUGCCAGCAUCGCUGUGUCAACUAUCCUGGAUCUUUCUCCUGCCAGUGUGAGCCAGGAUUCCAGGUGGCAGGGAACAACCGCUCCUGUGUGGAUGUAAAUGAAUGUGAAAUGGGGGCACCAUGUCAGCAGAGGUGCUACAACACAUAUGGGACAUUUCUUUGUCGCUGUGAACAGGGCUAUGACCUGGACCCUGAUGGCUUCACAUGCAAUGACAUAGAUGAGUGCAGCUACUCCAGUUACUUGUGUCAGUUCCAGUGUGUAAACGAACCAGGCCGUUUCUCCUGUGUGUGUCCUCAAGGAUAUCAACUCCUCGGCUCACGCCUCUGCCAAGAUGUGAAUGAGUGUGAGUCAGGUUCCCAUCAGUGUGCAGAGGGACAGAGCUGUGUGAAUAUCCAUGGUGGAUACCAUUGUGUUGACUCCAAUCGCUGCCAGGAUCCCUACAUCCAUGUUUCAGAGAAUCGAUGCGUGUGUCCAACUUCGAAACCAGAAUGCCGUAACCUGCCUUUCUCCAUCGUACAUCGCUACAUGAGCAUUACCUCUGAACGCUCUGUGCCAUCUGAUAUAUUCCAAAUCCAGGCCACUAGUGUCUACCCUGGAGCCUACAACACUUUCCACAUCCGGUCUGGGGAUGAUAGGGGAGACUUUUACAUCCGACAAAUCAAUAACGUCAGUGCCAUGUUGGUUCUGGCUCGGGAAGUCACUGGACCCAAAGAGUAUUCCCUUGAUCUGGAGAUGGUGUCUGUCAAUCCCGUGAUGAGCUACCAGAGCAGCUCAACCCUCCGCCUGUCUAUCUAUGUUGGACCUUAUGCUUUUUAGAAAAGAAAAGAAACCAAGGAUGAAAUGGUUUAUCUAGGUGGGUGGGAUAGAUAAAACACUAUUGAAGGAGGUCUGCAUAACAUUUUCUUAAUAUCUUACCAAAAUAAAAUUUUGCUUUCAGGAUUUUAACAGGGUCAUAAUACAUGGGUUUUUUUUUGUAGAUACAGAAAUAGCACAUAAAUGCCAUGUCCUUUUUGACUGUUUAAAUAUGGAGAGUUUACUAAAAUUAAUACAAUAUUUAGACUUACAUUUUUUUUUUUUACAUUUUUGAGGAAAUAGUCAAAUAUCUUUACAUAAGAUUCAUUGAAUUUAAAAGGACCUUCAUAUAAAAUAAACACGGACACAUCAAAGUAAAAUUGGCACAAUUGUCUAUGAAAUGAUUUUUUACCCACUAAUUAUUCAGGAAACUCAUAGGUUCACUUAGUUCUCUCACUUUCUCACCAUAAAUUCGCACAUACAGUAUACACACACACACACACACACACACACACACACACACACACACAUACAUACAUACAUACACAAACUCUAAUUUACUCUUUUACAUGGACUCAUUCAGAAUGAGUCUAUUUAGUAUUAAAUUAUCUCCCUGAGUUUUUUUUUAUUCUUUUUACUUUUCAGGUUUUUUUUAUAUGGAACAAAUAUUUAAAAUAACCAGGUACAUUAAACCAAAGAAACACUUUGGUUUUGACUAAUGAUCACACAUAAAAGCCUAUAUGGGGUCUAAUUUUUGAUAAUUGAAACUAUCAUUAUCUGAACAAGAUCAUUCCAGAGCGGUUUAUGUAAAAUAAUAUUCUAUUUGUUGAAAUAUUUGGUUAAAUCAAAACAUAUAGUUGUAACACAUAUGUGUUUUAAUGGAAAUAAAGUGUCACCUGGUGCUA